Messenger RNA from Schistocerca piceifrons (Central American locust), 3004 nucleotides. RefSeq names its product phosphatidylinositol glycan anchor biosynthesis class U protein (gene PIG-U). Gene Ontology annotation, cellular component: membrane; GPI-anchor transamidase complex. The record is from RefSeq and is a predicted model, not a curated record. The coding region runs from base 172 to 1497 and encodes 441 amino acids. Gene Ontology annotation, biological process: attachment of GPI anchor to protein; protein localization to cell surface. NCBI's taxonomy places the organism in Eukaryota, Metazoa, Arthropoda, Insecta, Orthoptera, Acrididae. The transcript has 7 exons.
UGUUACGCCCAUUUGUUGUUUUGAUUUGACAUCUUUGGUUAUGGAGGGCGUGUAGAAUAUAGUGUUUGUUUGCGAUUAAAUGAUUGGGUUUAAACGUUUAUCAGUCGGCUUUGAAGGUUGUAGGACACAUUGUAUGGUUUCCUGCUACUCAAAGCAGGAUACUGUUUUCUUAUGGAUAUUUUAAAAAUUUCAACAUUAGUGGUGUAUGCUGUAGCUGGAGCAAUAAGAUUUUGGUUUUUAAAUUCAGAUUAUAGGCAAAUAAUUGCAGACCGUGUUGAGAUAUCAACGCCUCUGAACUCGUGGAAGAAAGUUACAGAGGGUGUUUUCCUGUACAAUGAAGGCACAGACCCAUAUUCUGGUGACGUGUUCCAUGACACGCCAGUUGGAUUGUUGAUAUAUAGCUGGGUAUUUAGCUUUGCGUCAUCAUGGUUGAACAUAAUUUUUGUUGCAUGUGACCUCUUGACAGCAUAUUUCUUGAAUAAAGCAGCAACUGUUUUCAUGUUGGAGUUGGAAUUAAAACAGAAUGAAAAAAAAGACACAUAUGCAGCAGGCACAAAGAAUCUUCUCCUCAAAGCGUAUGACUUCCACAUGGUGCCUUUUUACGUUCUUUCAGCGUACCUGUUUAACCCAUAUAUUAUUUUAAACUGUGUAGGUCGAACAACUACAGUGUUUUCAAAUUUAUUGUUGGCAUAUGCUUUAGCAUCAAUGUGCACUGGAAAGCGGGUGGCAUCCUGUUGUUCGGUUGCAUUACUCACUCUUCAGUCAUUGUAUCCAGCAAUACUUGUGAUGCCAGCAGCACUUUAUAUUUAUAAAAAUGAAGCAAAGACAACUGUACAAAAUAAACAUUACACAUGGAAACAGUCUUUCAUAUACACAUUUGUUGUGUUUUCACUGGCUGUUGGAAGUUUACUUUUCUUGUCAUACAAGAUUACUGGAAGUUUAUUAUUUCUUAAUUCAGUAUAUGGUUUCAUACUAACUGUUCCUGAUCUUAAACCAAAUAUUGGAUUAUUUUGGUAUUUCUUCACUGAAAUGUUUGAACACUUCCGGCCACUAUUCAUAGCUGCUUUCCAAAUUAAUGCAACUGUUUUGUACAUGCUGCCACUCACAUUAAGGCUUCGUGAAGAACCCAUGUUGCUAGCUACAAGCUUUUGCACUCUUAUUAGUGUAUUUAAGUCAUACCCCUGUCUUGGGGAUGUAGGAUUUUAUCUGGCACUUCUGCCCAUGUGGAAGAAUCUAUACAAUCAUAUGCAACAAGGUUUCAUUGUUGCAUGCUUCUUCAUAACUACUUCAGUGCUAGGCCCAGUGCUUUGGCACCUCUGGAUAUAUUCUCGGUCAGCAAAUGCAAAUUUUUAUUUUGGUGUCACACUUGCAUUUGGUACUGCACAGAUAUUCCUCAUAACAGAUAUUUUGUUUGCUUAUAUCAAGAGAGAAUUCUACUUGAAUAAUGGAUUACCACGAGAUCCUGAUGGAAAACCUUCAAAAAUUGUCCUACAGUAGAUAGUGUCCGAGAACGUGUUUUGGUAACUAGACACAUUAGUGCUGUUCUGUGAUAAGUAUGUGCGGUAAAAGACAGACAAGACUGUACUCACCAUUAUCAAGUGUUAGUAUUGGGUCUUCUGCUCUUCCUAGGUGAACAUUUUCAGUGCAGAAGUGUGCAUGGUUUCAUAUUUUCUGUCCUUGCAGCAUGGCAUUUGAGUAAAAAGUUUGGUGAGUUCAGUUCUUUAUUUAUAGUCAUAAACUAAUAAUUUCAUGUAAUGGCCUGAAUUCCAUUACUUAACUGUCGUCACUGCUCAGGAAAAAAUAGAAUUUUCUUUUAUAUAAAAGUCAUAGUUAAAUUAAAUGAAUUUACAUGGCUUACAGAUGGUUACAUUUAUUUACUGUUUACAAUCUUAGGUAGUCAUAUGAUGGUCAAAGAUGAUACAUCUUUGGCCUGUGAUCCAGUUAUAAUGUAUGCAAAGUUGAGGAAGUAAUCAAUUUGUUCAAAACCAUUAAAGACUGAUUUAAUGGUAUCAGUUUAGAACAAUUACUGCAAUAAAAAAGAUGUAGUUCAUCACAGAACCUUCUUGAAACAGCAGUCUUCCAACUUCAUGUGUACAGGCGUAUUGUAGCAUCUGCUCCACUUGAAAAAAUCCAUGGUUGUGAUGGGUGAAAUACAACAUCAAAGAUACCAAAGUCAUUUGUAGACUGAUGAUGGCUUAGCCUCUUCAGUGGCACUAUCAAUGGGUUUUGAAGUAAAUCACUGGAAAAUAUUUUAAAGAUUCAGUUAAUGUGAUUAGCUUUGCUUAAAGCAAAAGAUACUUUCACAUUUUCAAACUAGAAAAAUUAAUCUUACUUGUAAACCAUGCCAUGUGAUAUAAUUAUGCUGCAAUCAUCAGAGCCAGAUGCAAAGAGUGGGUAACGCCUAUGAUAUGCGACACCCCGUACUGCAGUACCAUGAAGCCUCAAUGUUUGAUAAGGCUUAGUUGACAAGUCUAAGUCAAACCAGAGCAUCUUACGAUCGUAAGUUCCAACUAAUACAUUGUCGCCACCUGAAAUAAAAUUUGUGGAAAGGUAAAUAAUAAUUGACAUAUAGUGACAUAAAAGUGAUAAAGCAUCAAUCUGAAAUAGUUUGUUAUUAUGCACAACUAACUAUGUGAGAGAGAAGUGGAAGCACUGACAUUGUGAAUAUUACAAGUAAAUUAGUUCAAUACAUCACGCUUCCAAAAUACUGACACAAAUCUAUUAAAUGUGAACAAUUUUGAUUAGGCUUUACGAUGACUUUUAUUGAUAUUGAAUGAAACAAUGAGUUUACUUCUAUCUUGCAUGGUUUACAAAGGUUUAUCUGAACUAAACCUUGACCAGAUUCGUAUUUCUUACAAACCCAUCUUCAGAUGGUUGUUACGAAAACACUUCACAACACACCAAUCCACAUAGUGUGACCCAGCUUCAUGAUGAGUAACAUUAUAUUUUCAAAUAUGUUAUGUUACCGAUGCUGUAUGGGUGUAGUAAAAUAUGUCUAGUGCAA